Messenger RNA from Bacidia gigantensis, 558 nucleotides. RefSeq lists its product as uncharacterized. The transcript is spliced from 2 exons. The coding region runs from base 1 to 558 and encodes 185 amino acids. Gene Ontology annotation, molecular function: structural constituent of ribosome. The record is from RefSeq and is a predicted model, not a curated record. Gene Ontology annotation, cellular component: ribosome. Lineage: Eukaryota; Fungi; Ascomycota; Lecanoromycetes; Lecanorales; Ramalinaceae. Gene Ontology annotation, biological process: translation.
AUGUCAGUCACUUACACAGCUACAGCUCGAUGCUGUACGCGAGUACUCCAGCAAUCGUCAAAACGCAUUUGCCUAGCCGCUCGCGCCACUACACAGCUAGAACGACGAGCCCCUUCGCGGCGAUGGGAAUCCACCACCGCAGAGGCACCAAUUGAUCCCAAAAUCUCAACUAUAGUCGACCAAAUAAGUCAAUUAACGCUUUUGGAAACGGCAGACCUUGUCUCAAACCUCAAAAUUCCAGAUCUCCCCAUCGGUGGUUUCUCCGCCGGCGCUGGUGGAGGAGCUGCAGCCGCCCCACCUCCUGAGGAAGCAGACGAGCCCGCUCCCGUCACAGCACAAGAAAAAACCCUGUUCACGUUACAUCUAAAAUCAUUUGAGGCAGGGGCGAAACCAAAGGUCAUUAAAGAGAUCAAGAGUAUGCUUGGCUUGAGUUUGGUAGACAGCAAGAAGUUUGUGGAGAGCGCGCCGAAGAUGAUGAAGGAGGGCAUUCCCAAGGAAGAGGGGGAGAAGAUCGUGGAGUUAAUGAAAGGGCUAGGCGCAGUUGUAGGGAUGGAGUAA